This is a messenger RNA of Fusarium odoratissimum NRRL 54006, 2495 nucleotides long. Its product is annotated as 60S ribosomal protein L10-A. Bases 1598 to 2263 code for a protein of 221 amino acids. The record is from RefSeq and is a predicted model, not a curated record. Gene Ontology annotation, cellular component: cytosolic large ribosomal subunit; ribosome. Lineage: Eukaryota; Fungi; Ascomycota; Sordariomycetes; Hypocreales; Nectriaceae. Gene Ontology annotation, biological process: ribosomal large subunit assembly; translation. Gene Ontology annotation, molecular function: structural constituent of ribosome. The transcript is spliced from 5 exons.
AUUUGCUUGUGCCUGGAGGUUUUCCCGCAAACAACAGGGCCAUACUUGAUCCAUGCGUACUGUGCAUGGCCUCUGGUAAAGUGCCUUUAAUGAUGCGCCUGGAAAUUAGGAAGAAUUGUAAUGGGAGAUUGGCAAUUGAGAUUUGGAUAAACUGCCCGUCAAUGUAUCACUUGAGUGGCUGAGGAAUGAGCAACAGGAAGCAACUCAUGAAAGCCGCGUCAGAGCAUAUCUUUUAAAAUUGAUCAUGUUAUAUGUAUGCCACGUAGCGGUUGACUCACAGCCAGCUAACCCAAGUUUUCGAAAUUCUGAUCGCAACACAGGUUAGCGUGGUCACAGCACGUUCAAGGCCUGAACCUUAUGGUUUACAAUUAAGUCAGUGGCUCUUGAAGUUGGAAACCUUGUUCAAGUAUGGAUAAUGAGCAACAAAAUGCUAUAUACAGGUGAAGGGGAAUGCUUCCGUAUUGCGUGCUUGACAAUGGAGUGAUUGAGUUCAUACAUUACAUUAGAGCUCUGUUGUCGCAACACCGAACACGGCAUUAACAAAACCAAUUGCAUGACAACCAAUGUUACAAUCACAGGGACAAGACAUAUAUUGGCGGGGAACAAUGUUCAUGAGCUUUAUUUUUUAUUGGCUUGAACUGGUAAUCAAUACCAAGUCCAACGAAGCCCAAGACGCAUAGGUCAAGGGGAGAACUGCCAGCUUUCUUGCAUCGCAUGCUCUCACUAAGAGUUGUCGCUUUUUCAUCACUCAGAUUGGUAUAUCCUCAUAUGCCCUGGACCCAUUUUACCCCAAACGCCAUAAAAUGCAUUCUCUAUCAGCGAGACACUUAAGCCUGCUGGUCGCUGAGAAUGUCGGAGUCACCAGCGUCGAGGAUGGCCAUGGUGGAGCAACGGAAGAGCUUACCGCAGGCGGUACCGAGCUCAAUCUGUAGGUGGACAUGUAAGCCUAUGAACCCUCCAAAGUCGGAUGACUUCUUCUCUGGGUAGGCCACAAGAACUCAAGUUCUUGGGGCCAAAGAAAUGUUGUCAAGCAAGCCAACAUUUCCGAGAAGCAUCAUGUUGCAGUUUCCGGCAACAUGACGAUAUUUGUAAAGAGACCUAGCGAUUUGGGACUUACGUUGUUGCCAGAGAAGUGGUGGAUGGGGGCCUUGGACAGCAUGCUGUAGUACUCGAGCUCAGACUUGCGGAGAGGAGGAGUGUUGCCAGCAAUGAUGAUGAGCUUGGCCUUGCCGGAUCGGAGGCUCUUGAGGGUAGACUUGUAGCCAAGAGUGACUGCAAAAUCGGUCAGUCAAAAGUUCGUCCUUGAUUACUUCUCAGGACUCUGCGCAUACCCUUUCCGGACUUCAUAACAAGCGCCAACUUGGAGUUGAUGCUGUUGGCAUCCUUCUUGCUCUUCUUCUGGGGGGCCAUUGUGAUUGUUGGGCGACGGGUUGGCGGUGACUUGACGUUCGUUGAUGGAAGCUGAAAGUGUGAAGAAAAAGUUGCAUGGGUUUUUGAAAGACAUUGCGAGAAAGGCUGUUUGGGACAUUCUUUGUGUGCUGCUCUGCUUUCUCCUACACCAACACCAUCAACCGGAUAUCCAUCAAACUCCGACAAAAUGGCGCGCCGUCCUGCUCGUUGCUACCGGUACUGCAAGAACAAGCCGUACCCCAAGUCUCGGUUCAACCGUGGUGUCCCCGACCCCAAGAUCCGAAUCUUCGAUCUUGGCCGAAAGCGCGCCAAUGUUGACGACUUCCCUCUCUGCAUUCACCUCGUUUCCAACGAGUAUGAGCAGCUGAGCUCCGAGGCCCUCGAGGCCGCCCGUAUUUGCGCCAACAAGUACCUCGUCAAGAACACCGGUAAGGAGGGUUUCCACCUCCGAGUCCGCGCCCACCCCUUCCACGUUGUCCGUAUCAACAAGAUGUUGUCUUGUGCCGGUGCCGAUAGACUGCAGACCGGUAUGCGUGGUGCCUGGGGUAAGCCCAACGGCACUGUCGCCCGUGUCAACAUUGGCCAGAUUCUCAUGAGCGUCCGCACUCGUGAUGCUAACCGUGCCAUUGCCCUCGAGGCCCUCCGACGAUCCCAGUACAAGUUCCCUGGCCGACAAAAGAUCAUUGUCUCCAAGAACUGGGGCUUCACCCCUCUCCGACGUGAGGAGUACCUCGACAAGAAGGCUGCUGGCCGCGUCAAGGUCGACGGUGCUUAUGUCCAGUUCCUUUCCAACCACGGUUCUCUGGAGCGCAACAUCCGCCGCUUCCCCGAUGCCUUCAAGUCUGAGGCUUAAAGAAAUGAUGGACAGGAUGGAAUCUGGGUUUUCUGGCGUCAAAAUGGCUUGUCAAAUAAGGACCUCUCGAGACUUUACUAGUUGAAAGGUGCCGGUUAGGCAAAUUGAAAUCUUGCAUUCAGAACUCUGUUUCUCCUCAUCGUGCACCGCAUCAUUAAUGAUAUCACUCAAAGAUUUCUGACUUUGACUAGAGUGGUAGGUCUUAUCUAAGCACGGGAUAUGUUUUCUGAGA